GAUUAAAUUACGUUUGUCUGAAGAAUUCUGACCCCGUCAGACGAAACGUUACAGAAAUAUAUUUUUUUGGGUUAGUAUUUAGCAAGACUCUUGAAUUACUUAGAAUAGUCAUUUACACAAUAUCUUCGGGUUAUAAAAAUACGGAUCUAGCAGCGCUAAAGCAUAGAAGAAAGUUUCAGAAAAUAAUGAAAUUCAUAAUAGCUGCGACCUUCCUAUUGCUGGGAUCUGCGUUUGCACAAAUUCCAGUAAGUGUUAUCACCGAGUGGUCACAGAACGAUCAAUCAUCCGCCGGUGCCAUCAUUAGCUUGGUAUACCAAGGACUGAAGGAUGGAACCUGUUUUGUGCAGUUACCGAAUGCUGUCAACAUGUUCCACGUAGUGAACGGUCACAUUAUUCCCGACGGUUCGGAUCCUGAAUACGGUUUUUAUAAGAUCACAGCCCCAGCUGACUGGGAAGCCAUGAACGGCACAUUCAAUGCUUUGAUAAUCUUCAAUAGAAACAAGGUGUUCAGUUUUGCAGGUGUGUCUUUCACAUGUAAUCCUGAGGACGUGGAGUACGUCAGCGUCUAUUCAUUCCCGAAUAAUAAUCAGGCAAAGGAAGCGAGUUCCAGCGUAUACUACAGAUGGGGCUUUCACAAGGGAGACGUCCUGACAAUAACAUUCCCAGUUAGAGUCGCAAGAUUUGAACUCACUACAAUGAACGGCAGAUACAGCGUGACUUCUGACGACUCAAAAACUUUCACUCUGAGUGGAUUCCAAAACGAGGAGGGAGACGACAGCAUGAAAGAGGUUGGCUUCAACAUCGAGUACCUGCAUUCAGAAGAUGGAUUCUCAGGCUGGUUUUCCGCAGGCGAUAUUUCGGUUUCUAUUGUUAGAGUGACUGCACUACAGUGACAUCACAAUUAGAGAGUGGACUUGUUGACGACGAUGCGACACGAAUAUUUACAUUUAGUCAUUUCAGUUUUCCCAACGUUUUCUCGUUAAAUUUCACGUUUUACAUAUUUUGGGGCGCUCCAGAAGUAUACGUACCAAUAUGGAUGAAACUAAAUUUAUUCGCCUAUUCUACAUCAAGUUGUGUAAAGGGACUGAAACCAAUGGGCAGGGGUAUAUCCACUUGGCUAACACAGACAGUCCCCGACUCGUAAUAUAAGUAAGAUAGGGAACAUCGGAAGAAAAAUUUAUGUCUUCACACUAACCUGGUACACUUACUACGGGAGUACGUAUUUUGGAACUGUUUAU
Styela clava is the source of this 1238-nucleotide messenger RNA. NCBI's taxonomy places the organism in Eukaryota, Metazoa, Chordata, Ascidiacea, Stolidobranchia, Styelidae. The record is from RefSeq and is a predicted model, not a curated record.